UUGCCUGCCUUUUGCUCCGCUUAUGACAAAUACAGAAAUGUAUAUUUUUACACAUUAUGAGCAGAAGAUAUAGCCUAUAGUUUUAUAACAGUAAAAAAUCUCUGUUUUUAUCUGUUAGCCACACCUUCAGUUGAAUUGAAACUCAUUCAUAUUUCCUGUACAGUCCGGUUGUGGGAUUUAGCCGCAUCACAUCUUUCUAUUUACUUUGUGCUUUAUUCUUUCUGAUUUUAGCUUUUGCCGGGUUCCUGUUUGUGUCUGUGUUCUGUAAAAUGGAAGAAGCGAGUGUUUCUUUGGCUCAGGAUCAGUUCACCUGUUUAAUUUGUCUGGAUCUACUGAAGAAUCCUGUGACCAUUAACUGUGGACACAGUUACUGUAUGAGAUGCAUCAAACACUACUGGAAUAACCAGAAAAAAGUCUACAACUGCCCUCACUGCAGAAAGACCUUCACUAAAAGACCUGUUUUAGGUAAAAACAUCAUGCUGGCUGAAGUGGUGGAGAAAUUGAAGAAGACUAAACGAAAAGCUGCUUGUCCUGAUCACUGUUAUGCUGAAGCUGGAGAUGUGGAGUGUGACGUCUGUACUGAGAGAAAACACAAAGCUGUCAAGUCCUGUCUGGUGUGUCUGAACUCUUACUGUCAAAAUCAUCUUGAACAACAUGAAGAACUUCACUCUGGAAAGCGACACAAAAUGACAGACGCCACUGGACGACUUCAGGAGAUGAUCUGCCCUCAACAUGAUAAACUGCUUGAUGUUUACUGUCAUACUGAUCAGCUCUGUAUAUGUUAUCUGUGUAUGAUGGACAAGCACAAAAAUCAUAAUACUAUAUCAGCUGAAGAAGAGAGAACAGAGAAACGGAAACAACUGAUAGAGACACAGAGAAAAUACAAACAGGGAAUCCAGGAGAGCCAGAAGAAGCUUCAGGGGCUGAGAGAUGUUGUGCGCUCUGCACAGACAGCAGUGGACGACACUGAGAGGAUCUUUACUCAACUGAUCCGAUCCAUUGAGAGAAGACUCUCUGAGGUGACACAGCUGAUCAGAGAUCAGGAAAAGACUGCAGUGAGUGAAGCUGAAGGACUCAUGAAGCGACUGGAGCAGGAGAUUGAUGAUCUGAGGAGGAGAGACGCUGAGCUGGAGCAGCUUUCACACACAGAUGAUCACAUCCAUUUCCUCCAGAGUUUCCAGUCUCUCUCUGUUCCUCCUGGAUCUACAGACUCACUCAACAGUUCUCUUGACUCUUAUGAUGAUGUAAGAAAAUCUGUGUCCAAUCUGAGCGAGAAAAUUGAGAAUUUCUGCAGAGAAGAGAUAGAAAAUCUAUCUGAUAGAGCUGGAGAAGAGUGGACAGAGAAACAGAAACAACUGAAAGAGACACAGCAGGCAUUCCAGGAAACACAGAUGAGUCUUCAACGGCAGAAAUUGUUUGAGAAGGUUGAGGCAAUUUUGCUUAAAAUCGAAAGAAGACAUACACCAAGCCACAAUUAAAGAAGUAAUGAAAAAGAAACAAAAAAGAUACAAUGUUUAAUAUUUAGCCUCUCACAAACAUGUUUUAGUGUUGGCAGCUUUUGGAUGCAAGAUUUCCACAUCACAAAAACAGGGUUUCCACGGGGUCUUAAAAAGUCUCAAAUUUAGAAAGUUAAAUGCCCAGAUAUUUAUCCUAGAUCUUAAAUUUAUUUUACACAAGUCUUAAAUUUCUUACCUCCGUUCGUUUCCGAAAAGCAAUGUCCGCAAAAAAUAAAAUGGUAAUUUAAAAUAAUAAAAUAAUUUGUGGGUUUGGCGAGAAACAAACGUUAAGUUUAGUUUUGUAUAAACAAAAAUCUUUUCUGGGUUAAUUUAACCAACUAAGUUAGCCCGUGGCUUACCUGAGCAUUUGCCAGGUUCUGAAACAUAGAGGACCCAGAAGCGAAAAAAGCAAACGGAAAGCAAAGAAAGUACCGUAAUAAACCAUAUUGCCAAAAAGCACAACUGUCUUCUUUCAGUAACAAUUCAAAAUUUUUUUGAUAGCGCAAAUGGUUGAGGAGUUACGGUUAAAUGAAUAGUGGUAGAAUCGGAGCCCUUUAGGCCAUUUCUCAAUCAAUAGCUGUUUCUCAAUAUGCGUUCUUCAGUGUGAUAUUGUGUCCUUGUGUCCUCGCUCUUCAUCAUUAUUAACCGUCGAAGUUCAACUUCCAAUUCUCAAGAGCGCAAGUACAGACUAGAGGACAAAUGAAAAUACCCAGAUGUAAUCGAGGAUGCAUCAAGUGCAGACAUGCGCGUUGAAGUCGCUUUACGCCCCAGAAGUCAUUGCGACAAAACAAUGGCGGAGGUCAGGUGACCAAUAGGAAGAUCGCACACAUUUCAAUUCUCACAGGUGCGUUCUGUGUUCUCACAACUUUCUGAGUUCAUUCUUUCAAGGUCGCCUGGCAAAACCGAUCUCCAUGAGAACGCAAGUCCGUUCUUUGCGUUCUUGGAUUUGAGAAACAGCCAACGUUUGCCUCCGGAGGUCGCAUAUGCAGGCUGCUGCAUACGUCAUCAAGGUUUAUUUAAGUUAACUGAGCAUUACAUUCGCAAGUCAUAAGCAUAUUAAAACGAUUCCGUCCUCAAAAAGUAUGGGUGGAGUGUUUUGGGCUCUGUGAUUCUGGUUUAUUAAAUUAAAAAUAAUCAAUGAAUUAUUAAUAACUUGCAUAUGAAGAAAAUGCACAUGUUAAAGCUUUUAUGGAUUCAUAAUAAUUGAUAUUUUGUUCUUUUGUAUAUCUAUAUACACAGCACACAGUCAGUUGUACAUUAUAAACAUGCAUAAACAUUAUGGGGCAGUUUCCCGGACAGAGAUUAGACUAGUCCUAGACUAAAAUAAAUGAAAGAGCUGCCCAAACUGAAAACAGCUUGCACUUACAUAUCUUAAAAUACAUCAGUGCCCUUUGUUUUACUUCAAAAUGCACACAGGUAAGGUUUUUAGUAAGGCAUGUUUGUUAAAACUAGUUAUAUUUCCUAAUUAAACUAAGGCCUAGUCCUGGCUUAAGCUAAUCCCUG
This is a messenger RNA of Misgurnus anguillicaudatus (oriental weatherfish), 2999 nucleotides long. The record is from RefSeq and is a predicted model, not a curated record. NCBI's taxonomy places the organism in Eukaryota, Metazoa, Chordata, Actinopteri, Cypriniformes, Cobitidae.